AAACAUAUUGGUCCUACACUAGAACUAACCGAGAGGGGGGGGCUCUCUGAUGAAUUUGGAGAGUGGUUCCCACUUUUUUUGUCGUGUGCCACAACAAUAUCUCCCGUUUCUCUUUUCUGCUUAAUUGUGAUGGCCGGGAACUAAGAUUGCAUACAUUAUACAGUGGCAGUAGCUUUUGCUUCCCCCCUCUCCCUCUCUCUCUCUUUCUCUGUAUGUGACAAUGGAAAGUGGACUUCCCAUGCUUAACUGUCUCUUACAGCACACACUUAGAAGCCUAUGCUCAUGUCCGGAUUCUUCCAAUUCUUCCAAGUGGGUGUACGCUGUUUUCUGGAGAAUACUUCCCCGGAAUUACCCUCCACCCAAGUGGGAAUAUGGAGGGACUGCUCUUGAUCGCUCCAAAGGAAACAAAAGGAACUGGAUUCUAGUGUGGGAAGAUGGGUUUUGUGAUUUCUUAGAAUGUGAACGAACUGGGAGUGGUUACAUGAAGGGGAGGUUUGGAACUGAUAUCUUCUUCAAAAUGUCUCAUGAGGUGUACAAUUUUGGAGAAGGAUUGGUGGGUAAAGUUGCAGCAGAUAAUAGUCACAAAUGGGUGUUUAGAGAUCCUCCAAGUGAUGGUGAUCCUAGCCUUAUCUCCUCGUGGAAUGUUUCCAUUGAGCCUCAACCAAGAGCAUGGGAGAUUCAGUUCAAUUCAGGCAUUCAGACAAUUGCGAUCAUUUCUGUUAGAGAAGGCGUAGUUCAACUGGGAUCAUUCGAUAAGGCUCUUCAGAUUGUGGAAGAUCUCAAUCUAGUGAUCAGCAUACAGAGGAAGUUCAGCUAUCUACAGAGCAUUCCCGGCGUCUUCACCAUUCAAAGACCAUGCCUUCCUAUCCAACAUCCGUACGUAAUCAAACCCAGUAUGCAGACGAUAGAAAGCCAUGAAACAUCUCUCUCAUUCUAUAACAAGCGACAAUUAACCAGAGUGAAGAGACUCUUCGGCGACAAAACAGAGGAUUCCGAUUCUCCCAUAAAGUCGAUCAACUUGGGCUGGAACACCCCACAAAACGGCAUUGCAGGACAACCCAUUUGGCCAAUUCCUCCUCUUCUGCCCACUAUGCCUUGCAGCCUUGGAGCACUCCUAGCAAAGCUACCUUCUGUGGCUCCAUACUAUAGCACCAUUGAAGCUCCCGACACCGCUCUUCCGGACGACAAUAUCGACAGCUCGAAUCAGAGAGUUCGGGUUGACAAUGGUGGAAUUCAGACAGCCAAUAUGAAACUGGAGUACUCUUCAAGGGAGGGAGAAGGCGCCUUAAAUCUGAAUUAAUUAGGAUAACCAAGUUGAUAAAACUCUCGUGUUUCUUAGCACGUUAAAAGCACGUACUUUUUUUAAUUAUUCGUUUGAUUGUGCACAA
Molecule: messenger RNA, 1388 nt
Organism: Alnus glutinosa
Lineage: Eukaryota; Viridiplantae; Streptophyta; Magnoliopsida; Fagales; Betulaceae
Product: protein RICE SALT SENSITIVE 3-like
Exons: 7
Coding region: 221-1300 (359 amino acids)
Source: RefSeq, a predicted model, not a curated record